Molecule: messenger RNA, 446 nt
Organism: Diceros bicornis minor
Lineage: Eukaryota; Metazoa; Chordata; Mammalia; Perissodactyla; Rhinocerotidae
Gene: KCNE2
Product: potassium voltage-gated channel subfamily E regulatory subunit 2
Exons: 1
Coding region: 1-372 (123 amino acids)
Biological process (GO): negative regulation of delayed rectifier potassium channel activity; regulation of ventricular cardiac muscle cell membrane repolarization; regulation of heart rate by cardiac conduction
Cellular component (GO): membrane
Molecular function (GO): potassium channel regulator activity; voltage-gated potassium channel activity involved in ventricular cardiac muscle cell action potential repolarization; transmembrane transporter binding
Source: RefSeq, a predicted model, not a curated record
AUGCCUACUUUAUCCAAUCUGACUCAGACACUGGAAGAUGUCUUCAAAAGGAUUUUCAUUACUUAUAUGAACAAUUGGCGCAGGAACACGACAGCUGAGGAAGAAGCCCUGCAAGCCAAAGUUGACGCUGAGAAUUUCUACUAUGUCAUCUUGUACCUUAUGGUGAUGAUUGGCAUGUUCUCUUUCAUCAUUGUAGCCAUCCUGGUGAGCACGGUGAAAUCCAAGAGGCGAGAACACUCCAACGACCCCUACCACCAGUACAUCGUAGAGGAUUGGCAAGAGAAAUACAGGAGUCAAAUUUUGAAUCUAGAAGAACCAAAGGCCACCAUCCACAAGAACAUGGGCGCAACAGAGUUCCAAAUGUCUCCUUGACAAGCGAGAAAGCCAUAAAGCCAACCUCUGACCUCCAGAUAUGAAGAGAUGCCAGUGCCACGGAGCAAAUUCGA